Messenger RNA from Penicillium antarcticum, 891 nucleotides. Its product is annotated as class I SAM-dependent methyltransferase. NCBI's taxonomy places the organism in Eukaryota, Fungi, Ascomycota, Eurotiomycetes, Eurotiales, Aspergillaceae. Bases 1 to 891 code for a protein of 296 amino acids. The record is from RefSeq and is a predicted model, not a curated record. The transcript has 3 exons.
AUGGCCCAGGGACGAGAUACAUACGCGGAGAAUAUGGGACGCAAUUCCACCGAGGCGCAAAGACUCGACGAGCAAUUCGACCUGAUCACCGAAAAUGUCGGCUAUCUCCUGCACCCAUCCGUCCAAGCCAAGCUCCCGCCCAAUGCCCAUGUCGCUGAUGUGGGCACAGGAACUGCAGCCUUCCUAUGCAGUCUCAGUCACUACUAUCCCAAUGCAGAACUACACGGCUACGAUAUCUCAACCUCCCUAUUCCCACCCACAUCCACCUUACCCCGGAACGUUACACUACGGCUCCUAGACGCCCGCCAGCCCGUCCCAUCAACACUAUGGAACAAAUACGAUCUCGUUCAUGUGCGGCUCCUCUCAGCAGGCCUGGAGCCAGCCGAAUGGUCAUCCAUAAUUCAAAACCUGACGCGAAUGUUGAAACCCGGUAGUGCGAUGCAGUGGGAGGAAUGUGAUUUCACGGCUGUGCGGCAUCUGCCCGGCUCGCCUACUGCCACUAUUGACACUGCCUCUUGCAUGGGUCAGCGCUUUCUUGCAGGGAUGAUGCAUCAUUUUCAGAAUGGGUGGAAUACUCUUGCUGCUGAGAUGCGGGGUGCUGGGUUGCGUGAGGUUCACACGGAGGUUGUUGCUGCUGAUCGGGUUUAUGCUACCCGUGCUCGUCUUACUGCUAAUGGGAUUGUUGCUAUUUUUGCUUGGGCGAGGCUUGCUUCUGCUAGGGGUGAUGAUGAUUCUUUGUCUAUGCAACAAUUGGAACAGCUUGAAAGGAUGGCUUAUGCGGAUAUUAAAUCGGGGUGCUAUGUUACUUUUGAUAUCCAUGUUGUUUGGGGGUUCCGUCCAGUCUUUUCUCGAAAUCUUUUCUUUGAUUCCCUGAUACUAGUUGUGAGGUGA